Molecule: messenger RNA, 818 nt
Organism: Meloidogyne enterolobii
Lineage: Eukaryota; Metazoa; Nematoda; Chromadorea; Rhabditida; Meloidogynidae
Source: the annotation of a GenBank genome assembly
UUACGGGCCUGGUUUUGUGUAUUUUUAUUUGAGGCUUUUUUGCAAUUAUUCUCCUUGUUUUAUUUAAAUUUUUUGGCGUUUUUUCUUUAAAAAAUCUUUGGUUUAGGCAAUGAGAUGUCCGUUUAUUAUUGGUGUAGCAGGAGGGACGGCUUCAGGAAAGUCAACUGUUUGUUCUAGAAUUAUUGAUAGAUUAGCCUUGAAUGGAGGGCAGAAGAGAGUAGUGGCUAUCUCACAGGAUUGCUUCUACCGCGAUCUUGUAAAUCAUGAUGAAUUUUUACGAGCAUUGAGAGGGGACUUUAAUUUUGACCAUCCCGAUGCUUUUGAACAUUCAUCAAUGCUUCAAACUUUAAAGAACUUGAAGCAAUACAAACCUGCUCAAAUACCACUAUACGAUUUUAAAACUCAUUCAAGAAUUGGUUGGCGUGAUUUAGACGCAGCUGAUGUCAUUCUCGUCGAAGGAAUUUUAAUCUUUUUUGAUCAGGAAUUGAGAAGCAUGUUUGAUCUCAAAUUAUUUGUUGAUACCGAUCCAGACAUUAGAUUGGCUAGAAGAGUUGAACGGGAUACAACAGAAUGGGGACGUCCGCUUAAUUCUAUACUUCAUCAAUACCUUACUUUAGUCAAACCGGCUUUUGAAGAUUUUUGUCUUCCAACAAAAAAAAUAUGCUGAUGUAAUAAUUCCACGUGGAGCAGAAAAUAAUGUAGCUAUAGAAUUAAUAGUUCAACACAUUCAAGAUAUAUUGAGAAUGCCUUCACCUACAAAUCGUUCAAAAUCGAGAGAAAUUGAUGAAAAUGGAAUUGAAAAUAAUUUUAAAAAUACG